This is a messenger RNA of Penicillium angulare, 1386 nucleotides long. RefSeq names its product M20 family metallo-hydrolase. Gene Ontology annotation, molecular function: hydrolase activity, acting on carbon-nitrogen (but not peptide) bonds, in linear amidines. Lineage: Eukaryota; Fungi; Ascomycota; Eurotiomycetes; Eurotiales; Aspergillaceae. The record is from RefSeq and is a predicted model, not a curated record. The transcript is spliced from 4 exons. The coding region runs from base 1 to 1386 and encodes 461 amino acids.
AUGUAUACAACACGACGCGUGGCACGCGCCCUGCAAUUUGCUCCGACCAAGGGGUUUUCUACAUCCUCUCGGCUGCAGUCGAUUUCAGGUCUCAAAAUCAACGCCGAUCGGCUCAGAGAAACAUUGCACGAAACCUGCAAAUGGGGGGAGGCACACAAAUAUGGAAACAAGCCGACACAAACAGGAAUGGCUCGUUUAACUCUGAAUGACGACGAUGCUCGCGUGCGGGCGUGGUUUGCUGGGGAAGUUCAAAAGCUGGGAUUUUCUCUUUCCGUUGACCAAAUGGGCAAUAUGUUUGCACGUCAGACAGGAAAACUUCAGUCAUCUGAUCCUAUGAUCGCAAUGGGUAGUCACUUAGAUACUCAACCUCGAGGUGGUCGGUAUGAUGGUAUUCUCGGCGUCAUGGCGGCACUUGAGGUCUUGAGAACUAUGAAGGAGAACAGCUUCCAGACCAACUUUGAUGUGGGUGUAGUAAACUGGACGAACGAAGAAGGAGCUCGAUUCCCGAAGUCAAUGUGCUCCUCUGGUGUUUGGGCUGGGGCAAUUCCCAUCGAGAAGGCCUGGGAUUUGCGUGAUAUCCAUGACCCAAAUAUAACUCUUCGAUCUGAACUCGAGAGACACGGAUAUAUGGGUGAAAUCCCCUGCGAUGCCGUGAAUGGGUUCAAGCUUGGUGCUCAUUUCGAAUUGCAUAUCGAACAAGGCCCCAUUCUUCCCGCGAAUGGACGUUCAAUUGGAAUUGUGCAGGGUGCUCAGGGAUACCGAUGGUUAACAUUCACAAUUCAGGGCAAGGAUGCCCACACUGGAACCACGCCUCUUAGUGCUCGCCAUGAUCCGCUACUAGCAGCAUCCAGAAUGAUUGCGGCCUCGAACGACAUUGCUAAGCGCCAUGAUGCACUGGCUUCAACCGGCAUCGUCAAGAUUCCUUCUAAUGCCUCUACCAACACUAUUGCAUCUGAUGUCACAUUCACGCUGGACAUCCGACAUCCAGAUGAUAGCGUUGUCCAUGCUGUCCAGGAUGAAUGCUUAAAAGCGUUCAGUGACAUUGCAAGCCAUGAUGGCAAGGGCGUCACAUUCAACUGGACGCUGGAUACCGACUCUCCCGCAGUGAAAUUCCAUCCGGAUUGCAUCGCAUCUAUCAAGGCCGCCGCGGAUAGCCUCGUUGGACCCGAUGGAUCGAUCCUCAUGACAAGCGGUGCGGGUCAUGAUAGCGUUUAUACUAACAAGCACUGUCCGACCGCGAUGAUUUUUGUACCUUGCAAAGAUGGUGUUAGUCACCACCCAACAGAGUAUUGUUCCCCAGAAGACUGCGCACUUGGGACCCAGGCUCUACUCGAAGCCGUUGUCCAUUACGAUCAGUCUAAAGCGGGCAAAGGUUUGAAUCUAUAG